Paramisgurnus dabryanus is the source of this 3921-nucleotide messenger RNA. RefSeq lists its product as uncharacterized. Gene Ontology annotation, molecular function: oxidoreductase activity. The record is from RefSeq and is a predicted model, not a curated record. NCBI's taxonomy places the organism in Eukaryota, Metazoa, Chordata, Actinopteri, Cypriniformes, Cobitidae.
AAUGUUUGGAGGAACAGAAAAAGUUUCACACCCAACCUCUUCUCCUCUGUAGGUUUAACAAUCUCAAAAUGACAAAUAGUGUAGACAUGUCUAUGCUGCCCUCUAGUGGAUAUUGUACUUCAUCUACUCACAAAGGUUCACCAUAGUGUCCAGCUCUGUACCAACAGAUGCCAGAGAUCUACCCAACAUAGAUGUCUGAACCCAACGUCGGUCCGACAUCAGAACCCAACAUCAACUGACAUUAGAACCCAUUGUCAACUGAUUUCAGAAUCCAACGUCAAAUGAUGUCAGAACCCAAUGUCAAAUGACAUCAGAACCCAAUGUUUAUCCGACGUCAGAACCUAAGUCUGUCCGACUUUCGAACCCAACGUCAGUUUGACGUCAGAACCCAACGUCAACUGAUUUCAGAAUCCAGCGUCAAAUGACGUCAGAAUCCAACAUCAACUGAUUUCAGAAUCCAACGUCAAAUGACAUCAGAAUCCAAUGUUGGUCUGACGUCAGAACCCAAGUCCAUCUGACCUGCGAACCCAAUGUUAAAUGACGUCAGAACCCGACGUCAACUGACGUCAGAACCCAACAUCAACUGAUUUCAGAAUCCAACGUCAAAUUACAUCAGAACCCAACGCCGGUACGACUUCAGAACCCAACGCCGGUACGAUGUCAGAACCCAACGCCGGUACGACGUCAGAACCCAACGCCGUUACGACGUCAGAACCCAACGCCGACAUGGCGACGUUAGAACCCAACGACGGUCCGAUGUCAGAACCCAACCUCAACUGAUUUCAGAAUCCAACGUCAAAUGACGUCAGAACCCAACGUCAAGUGACGUCAGAACCCAACGUCAAGUGACGUCAGAACCCAACGUCAAGUGACGUCAGAACCCAACGUCAAGUGACGUCAGAACGCAACGUCAACUGACGUCAGAACCCAUGUAGGUCCAACAUCAGAACCCACAUCAACUGACAUCAGAACCCAACGUCAGUCCGACGUCAGAACCCAACGUCGUUCCGACGUCAGAAUCCAACGUCAAAUGAUGUCAGAACCCAACGCCGGUCCAACGUCAGAACCCAACAUCAACUGACCCCAACGUCGUUCCGACGUCAGAACCCAACGUCGGUCUGAAGUAAGAACACAACUUCAACUGACGUCCGACGUCAGAACCCAACAUCAACUGACCCCAACGUCGUCCGACAUCCGAACCCAACGUCAACUGACUUCAGCAGCCAACGUCGGUCCAACGUCAGGAGCCAACAUCAAAUAACAUCAGAAACCAACGUCGGUUCGACGUCUGAACCCACUUUUUACAUCCCUUCAUGACAAAAACCUUUUUGAUUGUUUUUUCACUCUUCAGCCAAGAAAAAUUUUGCCAGAUCUCAGCCAAAUGUUGCUAUCCGGGGAGCCGAAACCCGCCGCCGUUUUCAUAUGCCGUGGGAUUUGGCUUUUGCUUUCCAGUCACCAUUCAUUGUGUGCGUUUUUGCGUUGUUUUGAUCUUUCUCUGUAGGUUCUACGCAUUUGGACGAUACUCUUUAAUAAAGGUCCUAAUAUGCACCCUUUAGGUACAAACCGCCCCAGUGACAUCAUUUGUAUCUUAUUUUCUGAAAGGAUAUUUAUUUACCAUGUUAAGUUAUUAAGUUCUGUCUUAUUUAGAUAACAGUGACAAGUUGUGAGCUAAAAUUAUACCACUCAACUCCAUGACAGAGUUAUUUUGAGAGUGACCCUUAUUCUAGACACCCAAUCAUGAGCCAGGGUAACUAUAGACUGGACGUGACGCGCCACACUAUUUCUAAACCGAAAACUCUAUGUCUUACAGCUUUCUUCUUCUAUACUCUUCAAGCGACUGCACUCAGGCGAUAGGCGACAAAAACAGCAAAAAUGUUGGAUGUGUUAAUAAUUGGUGGAGGUCCUCAUGCUCUAACACUCGCUACUUUACUCUUAAACCCUGACCAACCUAUCUGCCAAUCUAAUGAGGAGAUACUUCAAGGAAUUCAGCUCAGCAAAUCAAAAGCUAAAAGUGGAUGCCAUAAAAACAAAAAACGACAACCAGCCAAGGCGGUGUUAGAAACAGAGAAUAAAGGGAAACAUCUAUCAUGCCCUCCAUUGCACUUCAAGGUGGUGGAUUCAUAUGGAAGGUGGACAUCUCUGUGGGAAAGUCAGUUUACUGCCCUGGGCAUCCCACAUCUUCGAUCACACAUGCUUGUGCACACCGACCCAUUCAAUAAGAAAGCCUUGCAGGAGUUUGUGUUGGUGCAAAAUCGGACGGAGGAGCUGCACUGUCUACCCGAGCAAAUUUACAUUCAGGACGAAAAUGCUUUUUUUAACGACAACCGCCUGGGUAAGAGGGACAAAAAGCUUCUAAGCGCAACAAAUGGCCUUCAGAAGAAUCUGUACUUCAGUCUGCCAGGAACACAGCUCAGUAUAGACUUCUUCCAGGAGCAGGUACGCAAAUAUGACCUGGACAGUGUCCUUAUCAGAGCCACAGCAGACAGAAUCACUCCGGUCCUUACGGAGGAUGAGAGCAAGGUGAAGUUUUUCAACGUGAUGUUAAACACAGGGGAAAAAGUGGAGGCAAAAACUGUUGUCAUGGCGACAGGGCCUUCCAGAGCACAGAUGGCAAACAUCCCAUCUUGGGUGGAGGCAAUACAGGAGAGUUACCCAGAGGGAAGUCUACAACACACAGUACAACUCAUGCAUUACUUCUGUACACAUGAGGAAAUAAAUGAAACAGGUCCUCCACCUGUGUGUCAUAUGGGUCAGAGAGUGAUGGUGGUGGGUGGAGGUCUAACCAGCGCCCACAUUAUCUCAAUUGCUCUGAAGCAGGGUGCGAGUCAUGUGACCUGGGUCUUGCGAAAACACUUACAGCUGAAGCAGUUUGAUGUUGGGGACAUAGAGAGUCUAAUUGGACGCUAUUCACACAUUGAGCACGGGAUCAAGAUGGAUGGUCUGGCUUUCCUAAGGCAGUUUUAUAACGAAAGGAGUCUUCACAAGAGGAUAGCAAUGAUCAAACAAGCCAGAAAAGGAGGAGCGGUGACCCCAGAGGCCUACACACAACUUCAACCUUUCAUUCAAAGCGGACAGCUUCUGAUCAGAACAUACUGCCAGGUGACGGAGGCUAAAUGGUGCUAUAGGUCUCAGAGUUGGAGGGUCUCCCUGUGCAAUGGCGAACAGUGGAGCGGCGAAAAGAUUUGGCUGGCAACCGGUUGCAAACUGAAUGUUAAUCAAGAUCCUUUACUCGCAGAUGUCAUGAGAAAAUUCCCCAUUCAAGUUCUGGAGGGCUGGCCAUGUAUAACAGAAUCACUGCAGUGGAAACCUGAAUGUCCGCUUUACCUAAUGGGACAGUAUGCAGCACUUCAGGUUGGACCUCAUGCUUUAAACCUUGCCGGGGGUCAAGCUGCAAGUAUCCGCAUAUUUCAAAACAUUAUAAAUGAACACAGAGGACUGAAUGAGAGUACAUCAGGAAGAAUGGAAAAGACAAGGACUGAAGAGUAUAUCUCACAAAUGCACGGUCUCAUGUGGCUGUAACAUCUACAUUUAAUGUCAAAUAGAUUUUCGACAAUGAUGCUAUACAUUCAACCUCGACCAGCUGCCAACUGUGAAGGAUAAAGGCCCAUUUUUAGCUUAUGAUUACAAAUAAAUGACUGAACUAUGUUUUGUUUUGGAUCUUAUUGCAUACUGCCAUGAGUUUGUGAAUACAAGAGAUACUGCAGACAUUUAAGUCACAAGUUUUGUUCCAAAUCAAAUGACUCACAACUCGACACUGAUAAGCACACUUCGGAGCGUAAAAAUGACACGUGCGACUACAAAAUACACAAAAUAACAUUGUUUUUAGCAAUGAAAUAGGUCCUCUUUAAACUUUUGAGAAAAUCAUUAAAUAUGCUGGCACUGACUGGCAACAUUAUAAAAAAUACUGGCGGAUAAAGAGUA